AUGCCAGUGGUGGAGUUGGAGCGUUUGCUCCUCAUGCGCGAAUUCCAAGAGCUUCUGCACCAAGCACAGCCUGAGCGCCAAUGGAACCUCAAGGAUUGGAUCUUCCAGGAGAAGAUCCCGGCAUCUUUGCUGUGUCAGACCCUGCUGGACGCGAGCUGCCGGGAUUACUUUGUGGACAUGAAAUACAUGGAGCGUGCCAUGGCGAAACUUUGGACGGGACUCAUUGCCAAGACUGCCUGUUGGUUGCCAUGCAUCAUCGAGCGCCGUGUGCUUUGGCAUUCCUGGGAAGGGGACUUGCUGACGCUGGCUGGUUCGGAAACGCAGGAGCUGAAACUUUGUCCGAUACCAACCUUCAACGAUUGGUGGCAGCUGGUCUCAGGUUCCCAUGCUCACGAUCCGCUGAAAGCUCCAAAGUGCCCAAAGCAGGUCCUGGAUCUUGAUGCACGUGAGGUCGGUUACUGCAAGGCGAUUGAAAAGAUCUUGGUCCCAUCCGAUAGAUCAAUCAUUUUGCGCACUGCUUAUCAGCGUGGUGUUCAGAAUUGCGUGCCUGAAUUAUCCAGAGAUGGGCAGGUGUUGAAGCCAGUGGCUGAUGAUGAAGAUGGCGAUGGUGAUGAUUCGGCUGAAGAGGAGGCGGAUGACUUCGACCCCUUCGUUCCUCUUCCGCGCAAGGAACUCCACUCGGUGCGAGUGAUCAAGGACAACUUGACCUUUGGGAUGGUCUCAGAUGCAGCAUGGCUAGAUACAGUGGAGGCAAUGCGUGGAAGAGUGUCGGUUGAGGAGCCGACUCCACCAGAGGAGGACGAGGAUGCCAAACGAGCAGAAGCCCUCCGUGCCGCCCAGGGCAUUGCGGAUGGUGAUGGAGAGGCGGAGGCGGAAGAGCCUGCUGAAGAGGCACCUCAUGAGGAAGACGAAGGAGAACAAGCCGUCAACGUCACAGAGAGGUAUUUGCAAGAAUCCAGAUUCGGAUGCUUGUGGCUUGUCUUCAAGGAUGGAACCAGAUGCACAGUGCGAAUGCACCACGAGAGAUUGUGGUACACGCCAGGCGAUACCUCCUGGGAUGUGUCUUCUUCACGGCCAGGGGUGCAGGUGACCUACACACCUCCUUCUGGUGCUGUGGUUCAAGCCUUCAGUGAUGCUUCGAUCCGCCAAAGCUGGCCUCCACAAAGACUUUUCCCACCGGCUGGACGUGAAGCAGAUGAGAUGCUGCCAGGCCUGGACAUCGAGUUGGCGCGGCUGGUGACUCCCUUUGGCGUCCUGGUCAUCGAGAGGCUCUCUGGGAGAAAAGAUGUGCAUCAUCCUUCUGGGACUCGUGCGUGGAGAAAUCCAACCAUCGAGGAGUUGCAGGAGAGAAGCGAACACUUUAAAGAGCUCGCCAAAAAGAAAGGAUGUGAUGUAGCAGCGCGAGCCUGUGCCGAACGGCUGGCAGAAAUUUGUGCUGCUUGGGAGGCCAACCAGGGGGAAGAAGAUGACAUGGAUCCAUCGGAACAGAACAAAUACUUUGGUAUGCCUGGCCAUUGGCGGGUGACCACCUGCAGUGGGCGCCGCUUUGGUCGCACCCUGAAGGUGGAGGAAGUUGCGGAGCCUGGGACUGCCACUGGAUCUCGGACUGGCAGCCAACGGCCAUCAGCGGAUGCAGAUCGGGUCAGUAAGGACGUCCCUUCAAGCCAUGGGACAGGCAGCCGACCGGGCAGCAAAAUUCCUUCCAAAGAUAUUUCGAGCAAAGAACCUAGCAAGGAUGUGCCAGCGGAAGCUGAAGACGACGAAGAUCUGGAGAGUGAACCGGAGCCUCCAGAGCCACCACCUUCACUUCAGGACAUUCUUGAGGCCGUGUUGGUGGAUGAAGGCAGCAACAUUGAGUACGAACUCGACCCUGUGCCUAUGCUAGUUCAGCGCGAUCCUCACACUGGUAUCACCAGCACGUCCAAUGAGGAGGGAAUGCUGAUCCUGGCAUACCCAGAGGAAGAGUCCAACGUUUGCAUCUUACCUGAUGGCACACGUGUCUCUCAAACUGAAGAUGCUGAAGGCACAGAGGUUGUUGUGGAGAAGGAGGGAGCUGCUCGAGUGACUUGCCAUGUGAAGGACAAGGCCUACGUUCCUCACUCUAUGGUGAAGGUAGAGAUAGAAGAUGGAGCCACCAUGGAGGUUGUUCCACGUAGGUUGAACCUGAAGGCUGAAUUGGUGGCAGCGGAUCCACAGGCCUUUUUGGCAAAGUUGCGCGGCGAGCCCGAGGAGGAUAUCUCCCCUGCCUUGGAGAUUGCCCAACAGCAAAACGCCAUGAGCCAACAUGAAUUCUGUAGAAGCUCAGAUCCUCGAGAGGACAGCUACUCCACCAAUGCCUCGGUGAUUCUGCGGCACGUGGAGGGGACCUUGGUUCACUCCAAGGGAGCUGGUGAAGUGGAGGUGGUCAGUGGAAGGGACAUUGCCGCCAUUGGUUCGGACAACGAGAAGGCCCUCAAGACGUUGCAGGACAAGGGAUGUGUGUACUUGGCCCAAGUGGAUUACGACCGUAUUUACCUUCGCGAUGAUGAUGGCAACCACUUCGAGGUCAAAGGCGACCAAUCCCUGGAUUUCAAGUUGUCAGUGUCCAUGGGCGAUGACUUUGCUUCUCCCAGAUGCGUUGUUCCACAAAAGCCUUUCAAACACCCGGAUGCAUCCUUCUUGCCGUUGCCAGAAGAGGCGCCGCAGCCACGGCUCUUCGUGGUCUGGGGAGAUGGCGAGGCGGAAGAGUUGCUCCUGAGGAGGGACUACGAAGAGGCUAUGCGCUUGGCCCGGAAAGAUCCGAACACGCUGGUGGUGGAAGGGGAGAGGAUGGCCUGGCCCAUGAGCUGCUGCAAGAGUCAUUCUAUCCAUCGGAUCAUGCACAUGGACCCAGUGACUGUUCCAGUAAGGCCCUUGGAGCUGCCUCCGGGCAUUUGUGGCACUGUUGAGCAGCCUGAGAUGAAGAGAACCUUCACUCAGUUUCGGCAGUUCAUCGAGUACCCGGAAAUCAGCGAUCAGAAGCUCAAGGAGUGGGAAAGCGCCUAUGAGGUAUACCGCCAGCAAGAGGAGGAGCAGCGGCUCUUGCAAAACACUCUGGGCGAAGGCUUGAAAAAUGCUCGACGGAGUAUGAAUGCGACCUUACAAGUUGAGCAGCUGGCCAAGUUGAGCCAGGCAGCUGCCAGUGAACCCGAGGCCUCUGAGCAAGCUCGUGACGGGGGUGCUUGA
Messenger RNA from Cladocopium goreaui, 3204 nucleotides. Lineage: Eukaryota; Dinophyceae; Suessiales; Symbiodiniaceae. The record is from the annotation of a GenBank genome assembly.